Messenger RNA from Daktulosphaira vitifoliae (grape phylloxera), 4508 nucleotides. It is a transcript of the gene Oseg4, whose product is annotated as WD repeat-containing protein 35. Gene Ontology annotation, molecular function: protein binding. The record is from RefSeq and is a predicted model, not a curated record. Gene Ontology annotation, cellular component: non-motile cilium; intraciliary transport particle A. Gene Ontology annotation, biological process: intraciliary retrograde transport; non-motile cilium assembly; protein localization to cilium. The transcript has 22 exons. NCBI's taxonomy places the organism in Eukaryota, Metazoa, Arthropoda, Insecta, Hemiptera, Phylloxeridae. The coding region runs from base 127 to 3591 and encodes 1154 amino acids.
UUUAAACAAAAUAUUUAAAAGUGUAAACAAAUAUACAUAUUUAUUUUUUUUUUAUGUUUGAUGCUACAAUUAAUAUAUAUUCAUACUUAAACGACUUUAAAACAUUAAAUUGGUAACUCAUGAAUUAUGUUCUUAUACUUAAGUAAAAAAAUUGCUAUACCAAAUAACAUUAAAAUAAAUUGUCUGGAAUGGAAUUCAAGUCAAGAUUGCAUUGCUGUUGGUGGUGAUGAUGGGCUGCUCAAAGUUUUAAAAAUUGAUUCUAGCAAUUCUGGAGAUAGUAAACUGAAAGGUCUAGCUGGGCAAGCUAAUUUAUCUAUAAAUAAAACACUCGAAGGCCAUACUGGUAAUGUGGUUGUUAUUGUUUGGAAUGAAAAGUAUAAUAAAUUAACCUCAAGUGACGAAAAUGGACUUAUCAUUGUUUGGACACUGUAUAAAGGAACAUGGCAAGAAGAAAUGAUUAAUAAUCGAAAUAAGUCUAUUGUAAAGGGUAUGGCUUGGAAUGGAGAUGGAGAAAAAAUUUGUAUAGUUUAUGAAGAUGGAGCUAUUAUUGUUGGAUCAGUAGAAGGAAGCCGUAUAUGGGGUAAAGAAUUAAAAAAAAUAAUACUAAGUGGUGUUCAAUGGUCUCCAAACUCUAAAUUUCUUAUUUUUACUACAAAAACUGGAGAAAUCCAUUUGUAUGACAGUGAUGGAAAUUUUGUAUCUAAAAUAGGAAUAACUUGUCUACCAUCAUCACUCAAUAGCAUACCUAUUUCUGGAUGUCACUGGCUAAAUAAAAAUAUAGAUGAUUGUCCACAAUUAGCUAUUGCAUUUAAAACUGGACAUGUACAAUUAAUGAAAGAUCAAUAUGACACAAAUCCAGUUGUAUUUGAAUGUAAUAUGUCUAUUGUGUCUAUUAAAUGGAAUCAUAAUGGUUCAGUUUUAGCAUUAGUUGGGUCAUUAAUGGUUGAAGGAGAAGUUAAAGAAUCUAAUGUUCUUCAACUGUAUUCACCAUUUGGUGAGCAUUUAAGAACAUUAAGAAUUCCUGGAUUUAUGGUAUCUGCAUGUUGCUGGGAAAGUACUUCAUUACGUAUUACAUUGGCUAUAGAUAGCUUUGUUUAUUUUGCUAAUGUAAGAUAUGAUUACCCUUGGUGUUAUUUUGCAAAUACUAUAAUAUACGCCUAUAAAAAUUAUGAAGAGUCUGUUACAGAAAUUACUUUUUGGAAUAUAAAGAAAAAUGAAUUUUAUCAUUCAAAAGUGAAUUCUCUUGUUGGUAUAGAUGCUUACAGAGAUCAUUGUGUACUUGCAGUACAAAAUAAGAAUGACGAAACUACACCAUAUAGUUUAAUUAUUUGUAAUAAUAUUAAUACAACAGUUGAUUCUAAACAUAUACAUUUUAAGCCAAUAUUUAUAGCAAUGAAUGGAACUCAUGUAGUGGCUGCAUCACACACAAGUUUUAUUACAUGGCAGUAUAAUAUUCCUAAAUCUCACUCAUCAUCAAUUAUCAAUACAAAACGUAAAAAAAUAAAAAUAUUUCAUAUUGAUGAUACACCCUCUGGUAUUGAUGAACUUACACAAGAGUCUUCAGAUCUCAAAAGUUCUGCUUUUCAACUUGGGACUAAAGAUCAUAUAACCUGCAUGACCGUUAGUGAUAGCAUACUAUUGAUUGGUAGAGAAAGUGGAGCCUUACAAAAAUACUCAUUUCCACACAUUACUCUAACAGAAAGACGAAUUUUAUCUUCAAAACCCUAUAAACUUGCUUUAAAUUCCAACUCAAAACGGUUGGCUAUCAUUGAUUCUAUUGGAGUAUUAUCACUCAUUGAACUAUCAAUAGACAGCAUUCUGUCUGGUCCAGAACCUUCCCCUUUAUUUCAAAGGCGGGAUGUUUGGACUAUGAAAUGGGCUUCAGAUGACCCAGAAUUAUUGGCUAUUAUGGAAAAAACUAGAAUGUAUGUAAUAAGAGGAUUGAAUCCCGAAGAACCAAUUAGUACAUCUGCAUACAUAGCUUCCUUUGAAGAUUUGGAAAUACAAACAGUAAUGUUAGACGAAAUAAUUUUAUCUCCUGAAAAUCCAACUUUAGAUUAUAUUGUAAUGUUGGAAACAAAAUCAUUGAGAGACACUAGACAAUUAUUGGAAAAAGUUAGCAUUUCAGACACCAUGAAAUUUAUCAAUGAUAACCCACAUCCAAGAUUAUCACGAUUGUUAGCUGAAGCUGCAUUACAAAAUCUAGAUCUUGUGACAAGUGAAACCGCAUUUGUGCAAUGUCUAGAUUAUUAUGGUAUCAGGUUAGUGAAACAAUUGGCAAAUAUUCAGGAUAUAGUAAUACAGAAAGCUGAAAUUGCCAUAUAUUUUGGAGAUUUUGAAAAAGCUGAAAAACUGUAUAUUGAAGCUGAUAGAAAAGAUUUAGCAGUCCUGAUGUAUCAAAAGUUAGGUAAUUGGUUCAAAGUAGCCGAGUUACUUAAAUCUAGCUCCUUAUUAUCUGGUGUUCCUAGUACAACAUUAAAUUUAGCCUGGCAAGGAAUAGGAGAUCACUUUUUUGACAAUCAACAAUGGGAAUUAGCUGUUGAAUAUUUUAAAAAAGCUGACAAUCAAGAUAAAUUGGUUGAAUGUUAUAUUAUGCUCAAGGAUUAUGAUUCUUUAACAUCACUUUCUAAGACUUUACCUUCUAAUAACUUGUUAUUAGAAACUAUCUCUAAUUUUUUUUAUAAUAGUGGAAUGGUUGAAGAUAUACCUAUGGAUCUAAAUUUUUCUAAACAUGAAAUACAUGAAAUAAAUAGUAUUGACUUAUGCAAUUUAAAUGAACUUGUAAAAGAUUUAUCAAAUCAAGAUCAAAAAAGUUGGCCUAAUAGUAUUAAAAAUAUUCUAAUCUCGGUUUCAAAACUUAAACAUGAAGAAAGAUAUAUUGAAGCUUCACAGUUAAUAUUUGCUUCAGUUUACUAUGAGUUAAAAAUGAAUAUCCAACCUAAUAUUAUUAGACAAUUGGCAACCAUAGGAGCUUUACUAGUUGAAGAAUACAAAGAAAAAAAUGUUUUGUCAAUUGUAGAAUCAGAAAUCGUGAACAUAGACAGCUUAUUAUUUAAAAACCGAGCUGAAAUAAUUGAAAACAGUUGGCGAAUUGUUGAAUCCUUGCAUUUUUUAAUCCUUGCUCAACAGCAACUGUAUAAUGGAGAGUAUGAAACUGCCAUGUGGACAUCUCUGGCUCUUCGAAACUAUGAAGACUUAUUAAAUAUUGAACAAAUUUAUUCAAUCAUAGCUCUUUCUGCUAUAGGAUCUAGUUGUUACAAUAUUACUUCUAGGGCAAUGAUGAAACUAGAAACUCUUGAUUCUAAAAAUAAUUAUAACUGUUUAUCUUUAAACAUGUUUAGUAAAUAUACUCCUGAAGAUACAAAAUCGCCAUUUUAUCAGUGUUAUAGUUGUUCAAACAAAUGUUCAGCUUGGAGUAUAAAAUGUCCCAAAUGUAAAAUCAAACCAGAGUAUAAUAUCGCUACAGGUCAACCACUGACAGAUGUAAAAUCAGCAUGGUGUUGCAGACAAUGUAAACGCUUUGCUACAUUAAAUGAAAUGGAAUUGUUAAAGCAUUGUCCAUUAUGUAAAAAAGAUAUUCUUGAUUUUUAAAGAACUUGGUAAUAGCCAUCUUACCAUUCAUUUUAUAUUUAACAAACACAUUUCAUUUCAUUAAUAUGGACAGUGUGGUCAAAUUAAUAACACAGUAGAACCUGAUGUGCACUUUCACAAAUUUGAAACUUGUUAAUAUCCAUGUUUGGAUAUUUGCUAAUUAAGUAAUUAGUUAAUUAAUUGAAAGGCUUGCUACAAAAACAAGCUAUGGCCACUUUUGAAAACUUUUCAGAAGAAAAAACUAAUUUUAUUUAAAUUUAACUGUAAAAAUAGUAGAUAAUCAAAAAGUUAUAAUUUUAUAUUUAAAACUAUGUUAUUAUAUUUCUGUUAUAUUUGAAAUUCUAAAACACAAAAAAAAAAUGUAUUUUUAUUAUAUUAUAUAUUAAUAUAUUUAAAUUUACAAUUAAUUUUAGUAAAUAAUUAUUGUAUAUUCAUCAUAUUUUUUUUAACAUCUUUAUGUAGAAUUUUUUAUAUAUUAUUGUGAAGUUUUGUUAUGUAUCUUAUGAGAUAAAUCAUAACAAAAUUAAAAAAACUUUUUACUUUAACUCAACGUAAAAUUAUCUACAUAAAACUUAACUACAGAUCUAAUACCUCAACAGUUUCUGUUAUUUAAUAUUCUAUUGUUAAAUAAAUUUUCAAAAUAAGUAGAUUUAGCAUUUUGUUGCAGCCUUUCAAAAGAAGUUAACAUUCCUCUCUUCGGCGAUGGCUAACUAUCUAUCCUGGAUUUUACAUAGAAGAGACUUAAAUAACUCUUGAUAAACUAUGAAAAUAAUUUUUAAAAAUGUAAUUUAAUUUAUAUUAUUUUAUUUGUAAACAUUUCCGUCCAAUUUAAAAUAUUAUUAUAUACACUGAGAUCAAAUUUAAUAUCAAUUCAAAUAAAUUUCAUCAAUAUACAUUAAACAUUUUUAUAUUCACUA